UGGACUCGGCGAGCGGGGGAGCGCGGCGCCUCUCUCGCAGCGUCCCGGUUGCUCCUUCCUCAUUCGCCGUAGUGGCGGCGGCCCCGAGGGUGCAUUCGGACGGACACACGCGCAGCACACGACCCGGGCCCGGAGCCUCGCUUCGGGGGGGGGAAGAUCUGAGAGUUCUUGGGUUGUUUUGUUUCCCCCCCUUCAUUUUGUUUAAGUUUAAAUGCGGAAAAACAAAGGGGAGACGCUGUGCAAGUUUGGAGGUAAAUGGAAGGCGAGACCAAGUUGGACAAAAGCUCAAGUCGAAUUUUGCAUUCCCCACCAACGACCCUGACUUUGACCGACCAUGGCUCACCGGUCUCAGAGUUCGUCCAUUGGUGAUAACCCACUGGACCCAAACUACCUGGCCCCGCACUACAAAGAGGACUACCGACUUGCCAUCGAUGCGCUGAUAGAAAAUGAUUUAUCGGGGUACUAUGACUUCCUCCAGGGCGCAGACGUGGUCAGCUUCCUGGCACAAGUUGAAAUCGAGCACAUCAAAUCCACCACCCAGGAACCCGCUCACACCCACAGUGUUCCCGACCUGAGGUACCCAGAGGCGGGCCACAAUACGGAGGGCUCGUCCGACACCUACUGGCCCAUGCAGUCCGACCUGGCCGCCCCGGGCCUGGACCUGGGAUGGCCGCUGACCCAGAACAGCUUCAUCGGACCCACGGAAGUCACCACUCUGGUGAACCCGUCGGAGCCCAACAUGCCGAGCAUCAAGGAGCAGGCCAGGAGACUCAUCAAGAAUGCUCGCCAGGUUAUCGCAGUGGUGAUGGACACGUUCACCGAUGUGGACAUUUUCGCCGACCUCUUGGACGCGACAGCGCGCCACAUUCCUGUUUAUAUUAUUUUGGAUGAGCAGGAAGCCCACAACUUUGUCUCCAUGGUGAUCAACUGCAAGGUCAACUUGGACUUAAUCCAAAUGAUGCGUGUCAGGACUGUGGCGGGAAUAACAUAUCAAUCCCGAACAGGGAAGUCAUUCAAGGGGCAAAUGAAAGAUCGUUUCCUAUUAGCUGACUGCAGGGCUGUACUCAGCGGUAAUUACAGUUUCAUGUGGUCGUAUGAGAAGAUUCACCGCUGCAUCGCUCACCUUUUCCUCGGCGAGCUGGUGGCCACGUUUGACGAAGAAUUCCGCAUCCUUUAUGCUCAGUCGGAGCCCCUCGUCGUUGACCCGUCGGAUGGAACGCUCGCAAUCCCGGACACCGGCAGUUACCUAACCAGACAGUUAGGCGUAAAGAGGACCCAGUCCUUACGGAACGCCCUGGGCAUCCGGAGGCAACCAGAGAUAACUUCGAGCUUCCCAUACGGAGACCUGGAACGCAACCUGGCUCUUCCCUUCCGGAGAAACGACCCCUUUCGUCACACCAUUGAGUACGGGGCAGGACUUAUGAUCGGGAAGUAUACCCAGCAGCAGUUUCGUCCACAGCAGUCCUACUUGGAGCAGGGACGGUCUAUCGUGUCCCGGCAGAUGGAGAUUAGCGGCUUCAAGAGGCACAGCUACGCAGAAGGGACCCAGGAGAAUUACAUGGCCUCCAGGCACUAUAUGAAGCACAGAGUCAUGAACAAUCUGGAUGAGACGGACUUCCACAGGGAACCGAGACACCAUUUCGACAGUGAAGGUCCUGGACCAGGUUCUGGCCACGGACACCACGACAGACAUCGUCCUCCGCCUCUAGCCAUUGACCAGUAUUCAGACUCAAGCUCAUUCCGCUCAGACCUAGAGCUCAACUCCGGAAACUACGCAAGAGGUUAUGCAUAUCUUUCCUCCGAUGAUUUAAGCGGACCCGAUGGGAUUCAUGCGCCUCCGGUAGCGGGAAGGUAUGGAGGGAGCUCCGCCCAGAAGAGACCAACCAUUGGUCAGGCGUACGCUUGUCAGAGCUCACCCACACAGCCCCACCCAUCAGACAAGAAGCCAUUUCCAAAGCAUUCAGAUCAGGAGCACGACCAGGAUCCGAGCGUCCGGCAUGGACUGAGGAACUGGAGGAUCCACUCGUAUCUGAGCACAUACGAGGAAGGUGGAGAAGAAGGUCUGAAUCAACCCUUGGGGCCUGACGCAUUUGAAGAUCCUCCAUCUAAUCAGGAGCCCAGGGAAAGUUCAGCCACCCGCUUUAGACUAAAAGAGCCACCAAAUGUCGCCCCUAUGCCCAGAGCGGAUAUCCAAAAACCACGCUUUGGGAAGCCAAACGUACCUGACCGCACCGGCAAGGAUUCGACCACCAAAGAUCUGACUUCUUCAGUUUCGCUGCAUAGAAGUGAGAAGGAAGUGGAGAAAGAACGGGAAGGAGAGGAUAAGUGGGGUUCUGCAAAAGAGGACAGCAGGGAAAAAGAAGUAAAGGAAGGUCAUGAGCUCUUCCUUUCCAAACACGACUCCUUCCGCUCACGGAUCAACCCGCUCCUUCAGCGUAGCUCGCGUCUGCGCUCAUCGCUCAUAUUCUCAUCUUCCAAAGCAGAAAUGCACAGCGGGGGCGCCGGUCUAAAAUCCGCCACAGAGGACGACGGCAAGUCCUCCAUCGUAGCCCAGAUCCUAGAGAAGAGGCGGUCGUUGUCUAGAGAACCUUUCGAGUGGAAAAAGAUGGCAGAGGAACAGAGUAAGGAGAAGGACGAGGAGAAAAGUGAGGAUGCAAAGGAAAAGGAGAAACAAUUGACAGACAUAACAGCAGGAAAAGAUGAAUACCAGAAACCUCAAGCGCAGUUAGAGUCAAAUCCGAAUGUCGAGACCUCCAACACUGUCACGUCAUCACCUCUGAACAUCAAUGACCCUGCCAGUCGACUACAGUAUUUCAAAGACCUAGCUGCUAAGCGAAAAGCGUCCAAAAUAGAGACUGCAGUCCCACCGCCGGCAGAGAAGAAGCCAGACUAUUCUGACAAUUCACCCCAAAGUACUACGGCGAGUGCUGCAAUUGGUCCGACAGAAUCAGACACAAAGAAACCGGAUCCCGCAGCAAAACUGUCCGAACUCAAUUGGCGAUCUUCACUCCCGUCCCCAAAACCGUCUCUACUCUCUCCCAAGCCUUUCGUAAGCAGCGUGAAGGCUCCCGAAACCCACAAAGAGGAGAACUCAUUGGACGGUCAGAAGAAAGACAUAUUCAAGUCUUUAAAGCCCCUUGCAUCCCCCAAGAUCUUUAAGCGGGACCCGGUUAAGCUUAAGGGAAUCAAUCCUCGUAGGGUCUCCUGUGGCGAGGAUAUCAUGACGGAUGCAACAGACUCCGAGAAGUGCGAGCUGAAGAAGACUCGCUCUCAUAGUUCCUCCACUCUGCCGCACGACGAAUCCAAGGAGAAAGUUAUGGGAUCCAACACAUCCAUCAACACGCUGAGCGAGGGAAAGGGUGACGGCAAGACGCUCGACUUCCUGAAGAAACAGACUCAGAGGCUAAAGGGAUUCUUGGGGCCCAAGGAUAAGGAGAAGAAGUCCUCAGGCGAAGAUCGGGGCAGCAUGACCACCGUGAAAGAAAUGGUAGAAGAUUACACUAAAAAACAGACUAAGGACAUGGGAUCCCCCGCCGCCGAUCAGACCACUGCCAAUCACAGGACGUCGCCGGGCACGUCAGGCUCGUCACGGUACCAGCCCUCUGGGAGCUCGGUACUGUUCAGCAGCAACCUCCGCGACGACACAAAGGUCAUCCUGGAGAAGAUCUCGGCAAACAGUCAGAAGAACCGCCAUGAGCGGGACGAGGACGGAGACCGCGAAGCUAAGGACGACUUCUCCGCCAAGAAGAACUGCUUGCUGCGACCCCAAGGUGUUGUCCAGGAGAGGGAGGGACUGCUGAAGAGGAUAGAGAGCCUGAGGAAGGAGAAGAAGGUCUACAGCCGUUUUGAGAUGGGGAAUACUCUGGGAUAAAUGGGAGCCUGACAGUCGGAUGACCACGUGGGCACGAGUCGACUGAAGCGAGACCGUCAAACCCCUAACGUGCCAACGACACUCAGAAGGUUUGCUUCAACAAGACGACCUCUCCUGCUGGAUUUUUUUUAUUUUUAUUUUUUUCCACCCGGAAGAAAGCUUGAAACUACAACACAAACAAAAUGCCACCAAUUAAAAACAAAUCAAAAAUAAAUCAACGGGUGCGGAAUGCGCCUUCUUGCCAAACAUCGGUACAACUUUUACCUUGUAAGGCAACCGGAAGUGGAUAGUGUGCAAAACAGAAGAUGGCAGACGGGCUUGUUGACUGAAAGUGAAAGUGAAAAGAACACGGAGAACAAAUGAAAAGACAGGUUUAUGCCAUUCAGCGACAGAAAAACAUACUUUGCCCUUUGUUUCCUUUUUUUUACACUGGCAAUAUGUUUCUUUGUGCGCUAAAAUAAAUCUAAACAGAAACAUUAAGCGUAAGAGACUUAUUAAAACCCACCUGUUAUGUCAAUCGGAGAUGAAACACUUAUCCACUUUUAAUGUUUGUGUGUUUAAUUGGAGCGAAAUAUGAUAUAACAUGUAUGAAAUAUAGUGGGAGUAAGUGUAUAUUUGCAAAGAAAGAAACUCUAUAUAUGUUAGGCCAGGGGUGGGCAAAGUAUGGCCUGCGAGUCACAUAUGACCCACUCUGUUCUUUAAUUCGGUCCAUGGAGCAUUUACAUGAUCAAGAGUCCUGACACAUUUGUAGCAUACGUUUAGCUGUUUUCCCCCUCUAACUGGUGAAUUAACGUGUAUGGUUUAUUUUGUCUUCAUUUUGAUCACUACAUAAUUUGUUAGUUGUCUUAUUUUAAAUAUUAGCUCAUUUAAAAAAAAAAAUACAUAUAAUUUUAACAUUUACACUUUUUUUUAACCUCAAUUAUGAAUGGCCAGGCCAAUUUGUCCGAUUUAAAAUUCAACUGUGGCCCUCUCGAGCACGAAAGUUUGCCCACCCCUGCAUUAGACAGUUCUGCCCCCGUUAGCUCCUUGUGUCCAUAUGCAAAUGAAAACAUAAUAUUGAAAAUAUAUAAUAAACACAAAAUGACAAGAAGGUACGGCCUGCAGAAUACAUUUUAUUGGGAUGAUCUUUUUGUAUUUUAAAUAUAUUUUUUUCUCGAUCUUUAGAUUUCAAAUAAGAUCAUUUUGACUCACGACAUAACAGGAGGGUUCCCCGUGAUCUCAUUUCGAGCCUGUCGUCAACUUGCAGGUCGGCGCAACGGAGCUAAGCUAAGUGCGGGCGUUUUCGGGGGGCUUUGCGCUUGUUAUUUAAUGUAAAUAAACAUGUUUACAGCUUCAACGUGAACUGGAGAAAGUCCGCGUUCCCGCUUUGGAGCGCAGUGCGAAAGGAUACAAACGUUUUGCUGACGUGACUCCUGCAUUUUGGAUGUCUUCAACGAUGCCUCUGUCGGAUCGUGUGAUUAAACCAAAGAAUUAGGCUGGUCUAGUUUUUUUGAACAGUUUUAUAUGCGGGAUUGUACAUAUUCAAAAGAAUUAAUUGGUUGGCUGUUUUUAAUUAACAAAUACUUGUCACACUGUAGUAUCAAAGUAUUUUGUAUUCAUAUUUGUUUUUUUGUUUUUUUUAAAUACAAUUUGAAUACAUGGUCAUUUAGUAUUGAAGUAUGCUGCAAAUACUUUUAUUAAACCUUUUCCAAGCCACUGAUGUUCGUCUGUGC
This is a messenger RNA of Phycodurus eques (leafy seadragon), 5583 nucleotides long. It is a transcript of the gene sack1hb, whose product is annotated as family with sequence similarity 83 member Hb. The record is from RefSeq and is a predicted model, not a curated record. The transcript is spliced from 8 exons. Gene Ontology annotation, cellular component: keratin filament. Gene Ontology annotation, biological process: intermediate filament cytoskeleton organization; protein localization to cytoskeleton; positive regulation of cell migration. The coding region runs from base 335 to 3871 and encodes 1178 amino acids. Gene Ontology annotation, molecular function: keratin filament binding. Lineage: Eukaryota; Metazoa; Chordata; Actinopteri; Syngnathiformes; Syngnathidae.